UUUCGAGUCGUGCAGAACUAUCACCAUGAGCCACUACUACUCAUCGGAGGAGGACAACAGUUCGCAGUACUUGGGCAGUCCCAACUACAAUCUAACGCUGAUGUCGACGCAAACACAACAGCCGGAGCAGCAGUACAAUAAUGUGGCAUACUUAUCGCCCGACUGGCAAUUUCUAGAUGCCACAACCGGUUGCAAUUUGGAGCUGCCCACGGUGAGCUAUGAAGAGCAGCUCACGCAACCCGAACAGCAGCCACAGCAGCAGAAGAAACGCAAGAUCACCACACACAAUCUGAGUGAGAGCAGCAGCAACCAUGUGACACUUAGCCCAACAGUACAGAAGAAGCGGCGACAGGCGGCGAAUGCCAGGGAAAGGAAGCGCAUGAAUGGCCUUAAUGAGGCUUUCGAUCGGUUGCGUGAGGUGGUUCCAGCCCCAUCUAUAGAUCAGAAGCUAUCUAAGUUCGAGACACUGCAAAUGGCCCAAUCUUACAUCCUAGCACUGUGCGAUCUGUUGGGCAACAAUGGAGACGAUGUCGAUGCCGCAGCUUAUACGAUCUUUGGUGGCAGUGAGAGCAGCUUUGAACUGGGACAGUGAGGAUCAAGACUAUAGCAUUACCAGAAAGAGAAGAGAGAAUAGAAUCUAAGCGUUGUUUGAUAUCCAUUGAAUCUAAGAUUUAAGGUUUGUGAUUUGCAACUUAUAAUUAAAA
Molecule: messenger RNA, 704 nt
Organism: Drosophila nasuta
Lineage: Eukaryota; Metazoa; Arthropoda; Insecta; Diptera; Drosophilidae
Gene: cato
Product: cousin of atonal
Exons: 1
Coding region: 26-592 (188 amino acids)
Biological process (GO): axon development; positive regulation of transcription by RNA polymerase II; sensory organ development
Cellular component (GO): nucleus
Molecular function (GO): protein dimerization activity; DNA-binding transcription factor activity, RNA polymerase II-specific; E-box binding
Source: RefSeq, a predicted model, not a curated record